Haliotis rufescens (red abalone) is the source of this 1323-nucleotide messenger RNA. RefSeq lists its product as uncharacterized. The transcript has 3 exons. The coding region runs from base 1 to 1323 and encodes 440 amino acids. Gene Ontology annotation, molecular function: zinc ion binding; nucleic acid binding. NCBI's taxonomy places the organism in Eukaryota, Metazoa, Mollusca, Gastropoda, Lepetellida, Haliotidae. The record is from RefSeq and is a predicted model, not a curated record.
AUGGCUUCCCAACACCCUGGUUCAAAACGUAGAUACAUAGAAUCUGACAAUUCACCUGACGAAAAUACCACCAACCGAUCUGACUAUUGGCCACGUUUUUUGAUUAUCGAAGCUUGUGACAAAGAACCAAUAAAACUAAAUCCGUUUGCAAUCUCCAAAGGUAUCGCUGGUGCCUGCGGAAAGGUUACAAAUGUCACCAAGCUUCGAUCCGGUUCUCUCCUUGUGGAAUGUGCACAGAGACAGCAAUCCAUCAAUCUUCUCGGUUUGAAAGAGUUUGUAAAUAUCAAGGUUGCUGUCUCUGAACACAGGACACUGAACUCAUGCAAGGGAAUUGUCCGUGACAGGGCUCGCUGCCUGUCCGGCAUGACCGAGGAUGAAAUAGUCAAAGAACUUGUCCAACAGUCUGUCACAGCUGUUAAACGAUUCACGGUCAAAAAGGAUGGUUUGGUUGUAGAUACCAACACCUAUCUCUUCACUUUCGCCCGUUCGAAGAUUCCACAAUCGAUCAAAGCCGGUUAUUGUAACAUUGGAGUGGAGGUGUAUAUCCCCAAUCCACUCCGGUGCUACACCUGCCAAGCGUUUGGACAUGGAUCCAAGUCCUGCCGUGCCUCUGCUGUCUGUUACCGCUGCGGUGACAAGCAUGAGGCCACUGACUGCAGGAAGGAUGUGAAGUGUUCGAACUGUGGUGGGAGCCAUAUGGCAUCUUCCAAAUCCUGCCCUGUCUGGCAACAUGAAUUACAGAUCAUGAAAAUCAAGACUGAGCAAAACCUCUCCUACUAUGAAGCUAAGAAGAGGAUUGCAGCUGUGACACCUACGUCUGUGACUCCUAAGCAAAAGACUGUAAAAAAUGUUGAGUCUCAGACUCCUAAAGCAACAUCAGAACCAGAACCAGUUAAACUGUCAAACAGGGAAAAGAAAUUAUUGAAAAAGAAGCAGCUGAGAGAACAGCUGCAAACACCAAAGGCCACCUCUCCUUUAGAGGUCCCAGUAGAGGUCCAUAACUCCUUUGGUCCCCUUGACAUGGAGACACCAUCACCAGCCAUUAAGAUGUCACAUUCCAAAGAUGAACAGAAGCAGGAUGGAAGAGGACAGAUGGAAUCAGUUCAUGAUGACGACAAAAGUAAUUUCAAGAUAAAGUCAGGAGAAGACUCAUCGGAUGGAGAUUAUAAACACAUUCUACUGUCUUUAGCGACAAAACGGGAUGAUUCAGGAGAUGUUGAGGAUAGGCUGUUGGUGGAUGGAGGUGAGCAGAGGAAGGUAGUGCACGGCCUGAAGAAGAUGACGGUCUUCCCAUCAACCAUGGUUGGGCGUGGAUGGUGUUAG